CGCCGCCCCUUAUACGCGCGCGUACUUUAUCGCGCGUUGUCUUGUUGUCGCCUGUCCGUCUGUCAACUUUGCGUGCGAGAUGUCACGAGGAGGUGGAGGUGGAGGAGGAGGACGAGGAGGAGGAGGAGGAGGAGGAGGACAGACGCGGCAGCCGCCACACUACCGUUGCGAUCGCCGCCGCCACCGCCACCGUUGCUGCUAUUGUCGCCGAUCAACUAUGUUUUGCGUAACGAGGCGUACAGCCUCGACCGUGCCGAUGAUAUUCGUGAGAGCCGCGUGGGUGCAUACGCGCUACCUAGGAGUCGCGUCGUCGGGAGGAUGCCUCGCGACCAAAGUCCUCCGCGCGAGAGGGGCCUCGUCGCUCACGGCAGACACGAGCGGAUGUUUUCAGUUCGUCGCUUGUGCGAAAUGCUAAGGUGAUGUAGAGGAAAUUGAAACUGCCAAAUCGAGACGACGCGCCGACUUCCUCUAUCACGAGUGAUUUCGAUAUACAAGAUACCAAAACGGGUGACGACGAGAAAAAGAUGGUAUCUCUGCCUAAUGCAGAGACUGGCACAAUGGACAGAAUCUCGGACGACGACGACGAUGAGCCUAGUAGCGGAUCAGAGACUUACGAGGAAGGAGAUCUCCUGUCAGCUGCUAUGGGUGAUGACGUCACAGCCCAGCUCGCUGCAGCAGGUUGGCAAAAAAACAUUGAUGGGCCAGUUGGUGUCGCCGCGGCUGCUGCCAUUGUAUCAGCCAAGAAACGGAAACGACCUCACAGUUUCGAAACUAAUCCCAGUAUCAGAAAAAGACAACAGAAUAGGCUUUUAAGAAAACUUAGACAAACUAUUGAUGAAUUUGCAACGCGGGUUGGACAACAGGCAGUAGUACUAGUGGCUACACCAGGCAAACCAAAUAGUAGUUACAAAGUAUUUGGAGCAAAACCAUUAGAAGAUGUAGUGAAAAAUCUAAGAACCACUAUUAUGGAGGAACUUGAAAACGCACUUGCGCAACAAGCGCCGCCACCUUUGCAAGAGGAUCCAACAUUGUAUGAAUUACCGCCACUGAUAAUCGACGGCAUACCAACUCCAGUAGAAAAAAUGACACAAGCACAACUCAGAGCUUUUAUCCCAUUGAUGUUAAAGUAUUCUACUGGUAGAGGCAAACCCGGUUGGGGAAGAGACAGUACACGACCACCAUGGUGGCCCAAGGAAUUACCUUGGGCUAACGUUCGAAUGGAUGCACGAUCGGAGGACGAAAAACAAAAGAUCUCGUGGACUCACGCACUACGGCAAAUUGUAAUAAAUUGUUAUAAAUUCCACGGAAGGGAAGAUCUUCUACCAGCGUUUAGUGAAGAAGAUGAUAAGUCUAAUGUCUUGAUACAACAAGCGACACCUCACUCUUCGUCACAUCCAUCGCAUUCGUCGAAUCAAGGGCAAAGUGGAGGAGCACAGUCGCAACAGCAACAAACGGUGGGAGUUGUUCGCCUCAACAGCACGGAUUCAUCUAAGGGAAACUCUUCGCCAGCACAAAUCAUUGCCGCGUCUCCCACAGCUCUUGCCACUGCCACUCAGAUGACAGCCCAAUAUCCAACAACUGUAUUGCAGACAAUAACAAAUCCUGAUGGUUCAGUUUCAAUUAUACAAGUGGAUCCUAAUACACCGAUCAUUACUUUACCAGAUGGUACAACAGCCCAAGUUCAAGGAGUUGCUACUAUCCAUACAAGUCAAGGAGAAGUGCAAGCAUUAGCAGAAGUAGCUGGUAGUACGGAUGGUACUAGUGUGGCCGUUGAUCUGAAUACCGUUACAGAAGCAACAUUAGGUCAAGAUGGUCAAAUCAUCCUCACUGGAGAAGAUGGACACGGAUAUCCUGUCUCAGUCUCGGGAGUGAUCACUGUGCCAGUGUCCGCCAGUAUGUAUCAGACUAUGGUAGCCAAUAUUCAGAGCGACGGAACGAUGCAAGUCGUGACACCGAUGGUACAAGUACCCAAGGUAGAGCCAGGAAAUGGCGACACCACCAUUGAGGCCGUCACUAUACAGGGUCAUCCUAUGACCAUGAUAAAUGCCGCCGGAGAGCAUCAAGUCCUUCAAGUAAUAUCGUUGAAAGACGCCAAUGUUCUAACGAAGGCUAUGCAAGCUGAGGUUGUUAAGGACGAGGAUAGUCAACAACAACAAACUGUAUCUAGCCCGGAAUAAACGCGUGUUUUAAGUGUAAUCUAGUUAAUCCAAAAUCGCUCCAUAUCACCUACGGACGUAUGCGUGCAUACGGCGGUGAUAUACGGGCAAGAAAGAUAAAAGUGUGAGAGAAUUAGUAAUGGAUUGGUGUUGUGUUCUUUUUUUCUCUUUGAGUCACUGUACUUGUGUAGUGUGUCUUGCUCUGACUGCGUACAGCGAUUAUAUCCGAAAGUGAGAAUGGAGAGAGUGCGUAAUAUUGAUUAAGAUUAGUCUAGAGUAUUUGUACUCAAGAUUCAUUGUAAAUGCUUGAGGGUCACUUGCAAUUCAAUUUCUCAGAUAUAGUAUUAAUUUUUAAAGAAAUCUAUCGCAUCGCGCUGGGCGAAUGUGUCUCCAUUUUCGCGAAUAAUUUGCGACAUUAUAUUGUUUUUUCCAUCGAAACAUGAAAACAUAAUCGUGCUUUCCAGUAUUGCGUAAGCACGUAUUUCUAGUCUUAAAACCAGGUUGAUACGUGAAAUACACACCAAAGACAUACUUUUAAUUAAUUCAAUAAUUAUAUUGUGGUAAGCGUUCAUCGUUUCCAUAAUAAUGCAGUAAAUUUGUCCAUUUUUUUCUUCAAUUUUCACUUUAGCACAAAUUGACUUCAAAAUUUGACAAAGACAGAAGCUUCUCUAAUUUACGAACGUUUGUUGUAGAAAAUGAGGAAAAGCACGCAAUUCGAUUAUAAAAAAAUCGAUCGUUUAUGAAUAUCGAGUCUAGUUUACAAAUAAACAGAAAAAUUGCGCUUGGACACAGAUUAAAUGAAUCGCGGAUCGAUCCGUUUGAACAGUUGGAGAUAUCUUUGAAGUUUGAAUUUAAGAUGUGUUUCGAAGUAUGACAUAUGUUUGAAUUGUGCGAUCAUAAAAAAUUCCGAUUAUUUUGUUUUUCUAUCGCAGAGUUAUGUAA
Camponotus floridanus (Florida carpenter ant) is the source of this 3098-nucleotide messenger RNA. RefSeq names its product DNA-binding protein P3A2 (gene ewg). Lineage: Eukaryota; Metazoa; Arthropoda; Insecta; Hymenoptera; Formicidae. Gene Ontology annotation, biological process: regulation of transcription by RNA polymerase II. Bases 525 to 2177 code for a protein of 550 amino acids. The transcript is spliced from 8 exons. Gene Ontology annotation, cellular component: nucleus. Gene Ontology annotation, molecular function: DNA-binding transcription factor activity, RNA polymerase II-specific; RNA polymerase II cis-regulatory region sequence-specific DNA binding. The record is from RefSeq and is a predicted model, not a curated record.